CAGAUGGAUUUGAGGUCCAGUGAAACAAAAAAUCACAAUGAACUUAAAAGAAAAAAGAAUGCAAAAAAGGUUAGAAAGUGGAGAGAAAAGCAAAAACUUAAUACAGAAAAGGAUGAAGAACUGAAGAAAAAAGACAGAGAAAGGAAAAAUAGGGCAAGGGCUAAGCUGCGACAGGAAGCUGAAAGAAGUAAACCAAAGCUUGAAAAAUUAAGAAAGCAAAAGAGAGAAGAAAUGAAGCGCUACCGACUAAAACAUAAGAAACAACAAGAGAAAAAACAAUCAAAUAUGGAAACUUUCAAUAAGAUAAAGACAAAUGAAAGUCUUAAAAGAAAAUUGGCAGUGAAAAGAACACAGACCUGGAGAAUGCGAAUAAAACUGAACGAUCAAUCCAACUUGCAAAAUGAGAAUCUUGAACAAUUAGAACAACUGAGAGAAGUAGAUACUUCUAUUCCAAGUACUUCAAGCUCAUUCACAUCACGAUUUUCCAGAUAUAGGCAAGUCAAUAAAACUAAGUCAUCAUUACCCAAAACACCAUCAAAAAGGGCCGAAGUUGUAAAAAAAUUAAUUCAGUCGCCAACAACAUCGAAAAUUCUAAUGAAGGAAGGAUUGAUACUCACACCAGAAUGCAAAAGAAAGCUCCAAUUAGCUGAUGAUAAAUCAAGUCACAAUCCAUCCUAUGAUGAUUUUUAUAAAAUAAAGGAAGAUGAAGAGAACAAAGAAACAUUAGUGAAACAUGCAAUUGUUGGAAUAAGUGAAGAUAAUAAGCACGAUGCUGAUGCUGUAUUAGAAUUUGAAAAACAGGCAUUAGAUAUUGUUUCGAAGGAUACCGGUAUUCAGAUAGAAGAAAUACACCAGUGGACCGAUGGGUGUGCUGCACAGUAUAAGGGGAAAAAGUCAUUUGCAGACAUAAGCCUUAGAAACAAACCUAGUAUAUGUAGAAAUUGUUUUGAGACCAGUCAUGGUAAAAACGUUUGUGACGGUCUAGGAGCCAUAGUAAAAAAUUCCUGCUACCAGGCAGUCAUUAGUUCAAAGAAAAUAAUUGGCACAGCACAAGAGGUUUUUGAUCAUUGCGAACAAAGACUUACAUCAAUUAAAUCUCAAACUGAAGGAGAAGUAAAGACUGUCUCCAAACGACAGUUUAUACUAGUUAAAGGUAUUAAGAGAGAUCGAUCAGAAACCAAUGUAAACACGUUGAAAGGAACAAGAAAACUACAUGCCGUAAGAAGUACAGGCCAUGACUAUAAGUUGAAGACUAGAAAACUGUCAUGUUACUGUUUAAAUUGUUUACAGGACAUUGAUCAGUGUCAAAAUAUCGACUACUGUCAUAGAUGGGAAACACAAACAUUAAAAGUAUUGAAAAGUACAACAAGAAAGCAGUUAGAAAACAUGGAAACAGAUCAAGAUAACAUGGAACUAGAAGACAUGGAAAUAGAUUAUCUGGAUAAUAAAGACUCAAAUACACAGGAAAACACAGAAAUAGAUCAGGAAAACAUAGAUAGUGAAAAUACUCAGAAUACUCAGCCUGAAAAUAAUAAAGAACAUUUCCAACCAGGGGUGUUUGCAGCAGUCUUAUUUCCAACAAGAAAGGAAAGUCAGUCACAGUAUGCAUUGGUCAAAUUCUUGAUAUCGAUGACCAAAAAUAUCAACUGAAAUAUAUGAAAAAAAGUGGGAA
Mercenaria mercenaria is the source of this 1672-nucleotide messenger RNA. RefSeq names its product reticulocyte-binding protein homolog 2a-like. The coding region runs from base 4 to 1650 and encodes 548 amino acids. The transcript is spliced from 2 exons. NCBI's taxonomy places the organism in Eukaryota, Metazoa, Mollusca, Bivalvia, Venerida, Veneridae. The record is from RefSeq and is a predicted model, not a curated record.